Seminavis robusta is the source of this 1731-nucleotide messenger RNA. The record is from the annotation of a GenBank genome assembly. Lineage: Eukaryota; Bacillariophyta; Bacillariophyceae; Naviculales; Naviculaceae.
AUGGCACACCUCGAGCAACCAUCAUCGUCAUGCACAACAGAAGAUACAUGUAACAACAACAGUGAUGAUGACCACAACCAUAAAAUAUUUCCGUUCGCAGCCAUUGUCGGCCAAGAGGAUCUCAAGCUGUGUUUGAUUCUAUGCGCCAUUGACCCAACCAUUGGAGGCGUGCUGAUUCGUGGGGAUAAGGGAACUGCCAAGAGCACUGCUGCUCGCGGUCUGGCUCGUCUGUUGCCACCCAUUCAAGUGCGACUGCGAUCUACUACCGAUGCGUUGGAUCCCUACAAUCGAGCGCCAAUUCAUCAUGCGCAUGAUACGAGCAGCAGCAACAGCAGCAAAGACAUGUACAAGUUGUGCCCAACUCCUUUUGUGGAUUUACCAAUCGGAGCAACCGAAGACAGAGUCUUGGGAUCCCUCAAUGUCGCCGCGACACUCAAGGCCGGUGGAGAACAUGUCUUUUCCCCGGGACUCUUGGCGGCGGCCAAUCGAGGCAUCCUGUACAUUGAUGAAGUCAACCUGCUGCCGCCUCAUUUAGUCGACGUACUGUUGGAUGCAGCAGCCAUGGGAGUCAAUACCAUUCAACGGGAAGGCAUUACUCUAAAACAUGACGCGAAAUUCAUGUUGAUUGGGACCAUGAACCCGGAAGAGGGCGAUUUAAGACCUCAACUCUUGGAUCGCUUUGGCCUCAUGGUGGAUGUUCAGGCUCCGCGAGAUCCAAGGCAACGAUGUGAGGUGGUCCGACAACGGAUCACUUUUGAACGGGAUCCUACACUCUUUCAACAAGCAUGGCAGCAGUCUUCCACAUUACUCACGCAACAGGUGGUUGCUGCCCAAGAACGACUUACAAAGGUCAUUUUGAAAGAUGAAUUGCUGCUUCUCAUUAGCACCAUCUGCACCGAAAUGCACGUGGACAGUCUCAGAGCUGACAUUACGCUUUACAAGACGGCAACCGCAUUAGCAGCUUGGGAAGGCAGACUGCAAGUUGCUCCCGCCGAUAUUAAACAAGCGGCCCAAUGGGUAUUGCCGCACCGCAAACGCAAAAAACCCUUCGAGUCGCCGCAAUCCAAGCAACAAACAGAGGAAAUGUUGGAAGAGUUGAUCAAUAAUCACAACAACAACGACAAUAGUCCACCCGACAAGAGCAAUAUGGAUCAACAAGAACAAGAACAACAGCAACCACAACCGCAAGAACAAAAUGAUAAUCGCGAAGGUACAGGAGACGGAUCAUCCGAGUCAGCGCCGUCAUCGUCUUCUAACAACCAGGACAAGAACACGGAUAACGAUGACAGGAAUGGUGAAGGCAACCAGAUGGAGACAUUUAAGGCUAGCAAACCCGAACAAAUCAAAAGAAUCAAACUAGCCAAGAAACAACAAGGUCAACCAGGAACAGGUCGGCGCAAUACCGUAACAAACUCGCAACAGAACAAGCAGGGGCACUACGUCCGGUCCGUACCAACCGACAAGCCACAAGAUAUUGCCCUCGAUGCAACUCUCAGAGCAGCUGCCGUCAAUGGUCUCGAUCCGGAUACCGGCGCGACGAUUAUCAAACCCGAAAAUUGGAGACGAAAAGUACGCCAUGCCACCACGGAUACCCUCAUUCUGUUCGUGGUGGAUGCAUCGGGGUCCAUGUCUGCCCGACAGCGCAUGGAAACAGUCAAGGGGGCAGUCUGGCUCUUCUCACGGAUGCAUAUCAACAGCGAGACUCUGUGGUGUCAUGCCUUUCGGGGAUAA